CUCACGUUUAUGCCUUCAUCCUUACCAGUUACCUCAUCUCCAGUUUUCAACUUUAACCCCUCUGUGACUGUGAUGACGAGAUCUACUACAGAGAAGAAAGAGCCCAAGACUCGAGUGGAUGAAGUUCUCCGGGCCCUCAACAAACAAGCUCCUCUCACAGUGGAACAGGGCAAGUUCUGUAGCGAUGCUUGUGUGGAGCUCUUCCUGCGAGCUAAAGGAGAGAGCGUUAAGAAGGCAGCCAAGCAUCUCAGAGCCGUCCUUUCGUGGAGAGAGGCCAUUGGAGCUGCGCAUUUAAUGGCGGACCAGUUCUCCACCGAGCUGGCCGAUGGGAUGGCGUACGUAGCAGGUCACGACGACGAGGCCAGGCCUGUCGCAGUGUUUCGCAUCAAACAAGACUACUUCAAAGAUCAAUCUCAGAAGUCACUUAUCCUGUUCUUUGUUUUCACUCUGGAAGUGGCCGUCUCAUCCAUGGCCAGAUUCGUGGAUCAGUUCGUGCUUCUCUUUGACGCCAGCUUUUUCAGGUCACCGAAGACUUUCCUCAGCUUGUUCUUGGGGACGUUGAAACUUGUUUCCGAGUACUACCCUGGGCGCCUUCAUAGAGCCAUGGUGAUCGAUCCACCCUCGCUCUUCUCUUGCCUGUGGAAGGGGGUUCGGCCUUUCGUCGAGCUGUCCGGCGCCGUCACGGCGGUGGUGUCGUCGAUGGAUUACGAAGAUUCCCUCGAGGGUUCCACCUUCGGGUUGUCGUGCGCGAGGACGACCUCCCUCCGUUUCGACGCAGCGGUUGGCGGCGGCGCCGCCAAAGUGGGCAGGUCCACUUCGUCCCGGUUUUCCGUCACCGUUUCCCACCACAACUCGCUGAAGCCGUGGUACUUGAGCACCACCACGACCAACAGCGCCGUGGUGCCCACCGCCAGCCUCUCCCUCGUCGGCGCCUCCCAGUUAACCGCCCGGUCCUUCUCCUUUGUCUCUCCCGGCACCUCCCGAUCAACUGCUCGCGUCGUCGGUGCGCCUCCGCAGUCAGAGACGCCCUCCAAGCAGCGGCCGAGGACUCGGAUGCCGUCAUUCUUGCAGUCGCCGUCGGUGCUAUUCUCGUUCAAGAAAGAGGGCCACGUCAGCCGAGCGGAAAGGGAGAGGGAAUCGUUUCUGCCGUUGAUGAAAUUCUACCGGCGGCCGUAUGACGAGGCCGCGUACCGUAGCAAGCUGCGGCCCCCGCACGGCAGCCUCUUCUCCCCCUGCGAUCAUCUUAGUCAACGGUGCAAUGUCUCAAACUAGUGUUGUCAUCUCAUUGGAACCUAGAGCAUUAGAAC
Messenger RNA from Zingiber officinale, 1307 nucleotides. RefSeq lists its product as uncharacterized. The coding region runs from base 10 to 1272 and encodes 420 amino acids. The record is from RefSeq and is a predicted model, not a curated record. The transcript has 6 exons. Lineage: Eukaryota; Viridiplantae; Streptophyta; Magnoliopsida; Zingiberales; Zingiberaceae.